GUAUUUGUUUAGCUCUGGUAUUCCCCUCAUUGCUAUGUAUUCCCCGAAUUUCUAUGUAAAAAUUAUAGUCGGUGUCGCGAGGUACAUACAUACGUAGUGUGUCAUGAGCGUUUAAACUUGCGAGUUGUUUAUGGUUAGUGUGUUAAAAAAUGCCAACAAAGCAGAGAAAAUCAUUGCAAAUCAGAGUAAAUUUGCAUCAAAAAGCUGAGAUUUUAAGAAAACUCGAUGAAGGUAUUCAUGGAAAUCGAUUGGCGUUGGAUUAUAAUGUAUCUAAGGCGGCCAUCUCAAAAAUAAACAAAAAACGUCAUGAAAUUUUGGAGGCAGUGGCAAACACACAUGAAGUUGCAACCAAGAAAACUUUACAUAAAUCGGAAUAUCCCGUUCUUGAGGCAAGGUUGUAUAAAUGGUUCUUAAGCCAAAGACAGCGUAAUUGUGCAAUGAGUGGUCCAAUUUUAAAGGCAAGAGCCAAGCUCGAAUUUGCUAAAUUGCACACAGGAAAACAAUUUCGUGCAAGUGAUGGAUGGCUUGCAAAUUUCAAGAAAAGAUUCGGUAUUCGCCACUUAAAAAUUUGUGGGGAAAUCCUCUCAAGCGACAAGUCAGGAAUAACAUCGUUCAUUCAUAAUUUGCGGACAAAAAUGAAUGAAAUGGAAAUUUCGGAUAUGCAGCUUUAUAACGCAGAUGAAUCUGGAUUAUUUUAUCGUUUCCUGCCCGAUAAAACAUUUGUCGCGGCAAACGAAAAGACGGCACCUGGCCGAAAAAUAGCAAAGGAUAGAAUCACAUUUAUGUUGUGUGCGAACGCAGAUGGUUCGCAUAAGUUGAAACCAUUGAUAAUUGGUAAAUCCGCAAACCCCCGUUGCUUCAAGGGGUUUGAAAACCCAUUGGAAUAUGCUAACUCGCAAAAGUCUUGGAUGAAUUCAGAGCUAUUCUUUCGCCGGUUCCAUCAUUCCUUUAUUAAGCAGGUAAAUUUAUUUUUUCUAUCCUUUAAAAUUUUUAAGUGUGCCAAAAUAUUUGUCAGCUUCGCAAAUUUUCUGCUGAAAAUAAUUUACCACCAAGGGCAUUAUUGCUGAUUGACAACUGUACUGCAUAUAAGCCAAUUGACAAGUUACAGUCAGAUGAUGGAAACAUUGCGGUAAUGCUUUUACCACCUAACGUGACAGCUGUUUUGCAGCCCAUGGAUCAAAAUCCUAUAAGACUGGUCAAGUUAGAAUACCGGGCUAAACUGUUAUGGAAUAUUGUAGCACAAGAAAACAUUCCGGUUGAGAAUAUUUUGAAAGGACAUUCAAUUCGUGAUGCCAUCUUGCUGCUUAAAUUAGCAUGGGAUGAAUUGUCAGGAGCUGUGCUUAUAAAAGCUUGGAAAAAUAUAAAACAGUGGGACGAUAAUCAAUACGACAGCGAAGACGAAAUCCCAUUGCUUACAUUGAUUAGAUCAAAUAGUUCUCACGAUGAAACACUUCGAGAGGCACAAUCGUUAUUGUCCAAGGUGGGUGGUGUUGACGUCAGCAGUGAAGACAUCGAAAAUUGGAACGACGAUCAAAAUACGGAAGAUGAUGAAGAUUUCGAAGUGUCUGACAAUGAACAUGAAGAACCAGUUGUCGAGGAAGUUAUGCAACAACAGAAAGUCAGUUUUUCCGAAGCAGUUGAAUGCAUCAAUACCUUGAUAACGUGGUAUGAAAACAAUAAUGAUGCAAAUCAGAUAUCACAUCUUAUUAAUAUGCGUACGAAAAUUGUCAGGAGCUAUUACACAAAAGAAAAGAAAUAAACAAGUCUCGACCGCUUCUUUAAACCAGCC
Molecule: messenger RNA, 1789 nt
Organism: Zeugodacus cucurbitae (melon fly)
Lineage: Eukaryota; Metazoa; Arthropoda; Insecta; Diptera; Tephritidae
Product: jerky protein homolog-like
Exons: 1
Coding region: 150-1067 (305 amino acids)
Cellular component (GO): nucleus
Molecular function (GO): DNA binding
Source: RefSeq, a predicted model, not a curated record